Messenger RNA from Cyclospora cayetanensis, 591 nucleotides. RefSeq lists its product as uncharacterized. The transcript is spliced from 3 exons. The record is from RefSeq and is a predicted model, not a curated record. NCBI's taxonomy places the organism in Eukaryota, Apicomplexa, Conoidasida, Eucoccidiorida, Eimeriidae. Bases 1 to 591 code for a protein of 196 amino acids.
AUGGGCGUGUUUUAUCUUUGGUUCGGUGAUGCCCUCCUCUCCAAAGAAGAAUCAACAGAAGACAUGCUUGCACAGCUUCCCCAAGCACAGCCUGAUAGUGCAGGUGUUAGUGGCUCCCAAAGCAGUAGCGCAAGCAGCGGGAGCACAGAGCAGAAGGAGGGUGUAGAUACACCCGAUGACGAACUGGCUUUCCAAAUGUUCGAACUUGCGAAGAAGUGCCUCGCCAACAAGCUCAACUACACGAGUCCUACUGAAGCAGCUGAUGGAUCAAAGGCAGCGGCAGUGCAGGAAGCGACGCGCGUAUUGGACAGAAAAGAAGUUGUCGAAGCCGCAACAGAUCUUUCGUUUGCGUGUUUGCGCCUCGGAGACUUGCAGUUGAUGAACAGCAGGUUUCAGGAUGCAACGCAAGUAGGCUGGGCAGAUUACGGGGAAGCAGUUGCAGUGCGUCGAGCAUUCAACUUGGGAGAGGCCGGCUUACUAGCUCCAAGUAUUUCGCUUGCGCAGUCUGUCUUCUUCUCUGGAGAUACCACUAAGGCACUGACCCUUUUCAAAGUAAGACAUUUCCUUGAACCCUCACUCAUGGAGCCUUGA